This is a messenger RNA of Abrus precatorius (Indian licorice), 1413 nucleotides long. Its product is annotated as protein PTST, chloroplastic. The record is from RefSeq and is a predicted model, not a curated record. The transcript has 9 exons. The coding region runs from base 235 to 1134 and encodes 299 amino acids. Lineage: Eukaryota; Viridiplantae; Streptophyta; Magnoliopsida; Fabales; Fabaceae.
AGCCCAGCCACAAACUCAAAACACCCACGUGCUGGUUAUCGGUGCAUUCCUCUUCGCCACGUGUUCUAUUCACCACAAAAGCAGAAACUAAGGUUAUUGGCCUCGAAAAAGAAAUCUUUAAGAGCAGUGAACGAUGAUCAUGAACCUCGGCGUCGUGAUCUGAACUACAAAGCAUCACUGCGAAGACAAGGGUUUGAACUACUCUUCAUACUCUCUGGGAAAAACAACCUCUUCAUGAUGGAAAUAAGUAUUACAAGGUGUCAUCUUGAAACACAAGGUCCUUUUUUUUCAAAUAUUUCAAGAAUAGGAUGGGAAAGCGCUAAGAAACUUCCAUAUAAUGUACCUGCCCAGAGUUCAAGAUGGAACUUUCACAGAUUGGCCUCUUCCUGCCAAGCUUUUACUUCAGUGUAUCCAAGAGGGCCUUUUAUUUGUAGAGCAAAUUCAAUGCCAAUUAGUUUAGAGGGAUCUGUGUCAUUACAAUCUGGAGAUAAUUAUAGUGAGGAUGAGGAUUCAUCGGUAGACUCAGAAGAGGAGGCUUUGGCACAAUCACUUACCAGUGAACAGAUAAUGGGACUGCUAGCUGACACACACAGAGAAAAACUCACCAAGAAACUUAGUGAAGCCAACAUGCAAAAUCGAUUCCUCAAAAGACAGUUGCAUGUAAAGGAGGACGCAUUGGUAAAAUUUAAAAGUGAACUUGCUGACAUGGAGCUUGAAAUUCAGGCUUUGGUCAGACUAGCAGAAGAAGUAGCUCAAUCUGGUAUUCCAGAAGGUUCACGGAAGAUCAAUGGAAAGUACAUUCACUCUCACCUUGUUGCUAGAUUAGAAGCGGUGAAUGAACAAUUGAAGGAACAAAUAAAGGAUGUUGAUGUGGCACAAUCGAAGGAGGUUUCUGUUUUUUGGUUUGGCAUGGCUGAGAGCGUGCAAGUUAUGGGCAAUUUUGAUGGCUGGAGCCAAGGGGAGCACCUUUCUCCUGAGUAUACAGGUUCUUAUGCAAGGUUCUCAACAACAUUGAUGCUUAGGCCUGGAAGGUAUGAAAUCAAAUUCUUAGUAGAUGGUGAAUGGCAGCUGUCAACAGAGUUCCCUAUUGUUGGUGAAGGGUUAACGAAAAAUAAUUUGUUAGUUGUUGAGUAAUGAUCUGUAUUUUCAAUCCUAGCAACACUGUAACAGAUACAUUAGCAGAACUUGGGUGUUAUUUUCUCGAAGUUAUGUAAAUUUUCUUUGGUUGGUAUAUAUACCCAUAAAUACUUUUUGGGUGUUGGAGUAUGUUACUAGAACUCAUUUACAUAUGAACAUUUUUUGGCCUGUAAUUUUAUUUUGGUUGUGAACUAAGGCUAUACCCCAGUUAAUAGCUGAUAGGCAAAUCACAAAUGUAGAUAUUAUCUUUUUUAAUGAAAUUUUUUUCAUAAAUAC